Molecule: messenger RNA, 1041 nt
Organism: Microtus ochrogaster (prairie vole)
Lineage: Eukaryota; Metazoa; Chordata; Mammalia; Rodentia; Cricetidae
Product: putative vomeronasal receptor-like protein 4
Exons: 2
Coding region: 1-1041 (346 amino acids)
Source: RefSeq, a predicted model, not a curated record
AUGCUGGCCUGUCACCUGACAGGAUGUACCCUGCCCAGCCUAGUCCUUUGGACCCAGAGCCCUUGCCCCACACCUUCGUUCCUCGGACCUACGGGUCUUUUGGGCUCCAAUUCCUUGGCCUUUAUGCCUUCUGUCUUGAACUCCACUAAUGUCCUUAAUUUCCAAGCUUCACUUGGAGUCCUAGCCAACAUUUUUCUCCUUUUUUUCUACACUUUCAUAAUUCUAGGUCACAGACCUAAGCCCACGGACAUGAUCUCAUGUCACCAGACCUUCAUCCACAUAGUGCUGCUCCUCACUGGAACUGAUAUUUGGCUUUGGGACAUAUUUGAGUCACUGAAUUUUGAGAAUGACUUCAAAUGUAAAACAAAUUUUUACAUAAACAGAGUGAUGAGAGGCCUCUCCAUCUGCAUCACCUGCCUCCUGAGUGUGUUCCAGGCAGUCACUAUCAGUCCCAGUUCCUCUUUCUUGGCAAAAUUUAAAUAUAAACUACAAAACCACAUGAUUUCUGUUUUCUUAUUUAUCUGGUCUUUCAACUUGUUAUUCAGUAGCUAUCAUAUCUUCUAUAUUGGUGCUUUUACCAAUGUGAGUGAAACAAACCAGAUGAAGAUCACUAAAUCCUGCUCUCUCUUCCCCAUGAACUACAUCAUCAAGGUAUUCAUUUUAACAGUGGCAACCUCCAGGGAUGUAUUUCUCAUAGGAGUUAUGCUGACCAUGAGUGCAUAUACGGUGAUUAUCUUGUUCAGACAUCAGAGGCAAUGCCAAUACCUUCACAGCCUCAGCUACCCAAGAACAUCUCCUGAGAAAAGGGCCACCCAGACCAUCUUGCUGCUGGUGGUUUCCUUUGUGAUCUUGUACUGGGUGGACUUUAUCAUCUCAUCCACUGCAGUCCUGUUAUGGAUGUACAAUCCAGUCAUCCCGAGUGUACAGAAGUUUGUGAUGAAUGUCUAUCCCACAAUUACUCCUCUGAUACAAAUCAGUUCUGAUAACAGAAUAACUAAUAUGCUCAAAAAACACUCAGUCUGUGUACCACCAUAUUUUUAG